CAUCCAACAUGCAAGUGACAAUAACAGAGGACAAAUGCUGCUUAAAAUUUUUUCCAAAACACAUGGGACACACCCAAGAUGUUGGAAGAACAUUUCUGCAUGGGAACGAGAGGACAGAGUUGGCAGGAUGGCUGUCACAGGGUGUACCUGUUGGACGAGUCUUACAAGAUGUCCGAAGUGCAACAAUCGCUGCAAGUAUGGAGAGAAUCCAUCUCCUUGAGAAAAAAGAUUUGCAUAAUAUAAAAAGGGAUUUUGAUAUUGGUUAUGCAACGAAGAAGCAUGAAAAUGAUGCAGUGAGUGUGAGACUGUGGGUUGAAGAAAUGAAGAGACAAAGUGACAACCCAGUACUGUAUUUCAAGCAGCAAAAACAAGUGGAUCCUAAUUUUCAAGAUGAAGACUUCAUUCUUAUUAUAAUGACAGACUUUCAGGCCGAACAACUUCUAAAGUAUGGAGAAGAUAAAAUAUGUGUGGAUGGCACUCAUGGCAUGACUGCAUACGAUUUUCAACUUUUUACUAUUGUCGUUGUUGAUAGAUAUGGUGCUGGAAUGCCAGUUGCAUUUUGUUUUUCAAAUAGGGGAGACAUGUGCUUAUGUCUUUUUAUUUCAAAUGUGUGA
This is a messenger RNA of Schistocerca serialis cubense, 614 nucleotides long. RefSeq lists its product as uncharacterized. The coding region runs from base 9 to 614 and encodes 201 amino acids. NCBI's taxonomy places the organism in Eukaryota, Metazoa, Arthropoda, Insecta, Orthoptera, Acrididae. The transcript is spliced from 2 exons. The record is from RefSeq and is a predicted model, not a curated record.